AUGUCUUGGGUCAGGGCGGUGGCGGUGGCCCCGCUGCUCCUGGCGCCCUCCCUCGCGACGAAUUGGUCCGCGAGGGAGCUCUACUCAGGAAGCCACUGCGCAGGGACACCAAACGUGCUCAAGAUGAUCGAAACAGAUACCUGCGACCCGCAAGCCUGUAUGCCACACGAUCUCGGGGGCUACACACUGUUCGUGGCCGCAUCAUGUAACGUUACGGACCGGUUCAAGUACACAGGGGAGCGAUUCCUAGGUUUCGACUACGUCAUGAUGGAGGAGUACGACGGUGUCGGGUGCGCACAUUUGGUCCAAACUACCGUCUAUCCAGCGUCGGAAACGUGCGAGAAAUCCUCUGCACUAGCCAACACGUCCGACAUCGUCAGUCUCUUUUCGAACGGUUCAGCGGUUGUCCUCCUCUUCGACGACGGAGACUGCGGUGGCUCCCCCUCACUAGCGUUUGAACUGGACAGAGAGGAAAUCUUGAAUGGCGAGUGUGUUCAAGACCACUACAGGUUCUACACAGGCACGGCGUCCAGCAGAACUGCCUCUAGUAGUUCAGCGUUCUCAUACGAAAACAGCCAAGCCAAAUGGACCUUCAGUGAGGACUCAGAUGGUCUCGGUUGGGGUCCCAUCACGGCCAUCGUGGUCGGCUCGGUUGCUUGUGUCGCGUUCCUAGCUUUCGCCACCUUCAAGUACGUUCGACGUCGUUACGAUGAUAACCUUUCGAAGGAUUCAGGUAUCGCUGCUCUGGCUGCAAGUUACGCCGGCUACCCGACACCAGAGAGCGCUCUGAACGCGAUCACACUAGGCUCCGAAGCGUCGUACUCACAGGGAAGUAUUGAAGACGAAGCCAAGCCGCGAAGUCGACGCAACUUGAGCGGUAUCAGUGGCUUGUGGGAGGAUGAGAUCAUCAUCACAGCUCGCGUCCCACGAGAGAAGGUUAUAGUACAAGAUCUUAUCAGCCGAGGAGGCUACGGGGAAGUCUACUCGGGUAUGUUUAACGACGAACCCGUCGCUAUCAAGAUGCUGCUGCCAGAAAUGCGCAAGAGUAUCAGCCACUUGAACGCCUUCCUGGCGGAGGUGAAGCUCAUGGCCUCAUUGAAUCACGAACGCAUCGUUCAAUUCGUUGGCGUAGCGUGGGAUUCACUCACGGACCUCUGUGUCCUCUCGGAGUUCAUGGAAGGUGGCGACCUCCGCACGCUUCUCAAGAACUGCGAGGAGCACAAGACGCCUCGAGGGUUCGACCGGAGCAAAGCUACCAUCGCGCUUCACGUUGCACAUGCACUGACUUAUCUCCACUCGUUGUCACCGCCAGUUCUUCAUCGCGACCUCAAGUCCAAGAACAUUUUAUUGACUUCCCAACUGGAUGCGAAGCUCACGGACUUUGGCGUCUCGCGUGAGAGAUCCGACCACACUAUGACUGGCGGUGUCGGAUCUUCGCGCUGGAUGGCGCCGGAGGUGAUGAUGGGAGAACGGUACGACGACAAGGCCGACAUGUUCUCGUUCGGUGUGGUACUGGCUGAACUGGACCAGCACCUGUUACCGUAUGCUAAUGCCAAGGAGAACAGCGACUCUGGUCGAGCGAUGCCCGACUUGGCUAUCCUGCAAAUGGUCGCUACUGGCAAACUCCGCAUCGAGUUUUCGUCGGCAGCUCCCAAGGCGAUCAAGGAACUCGGCAUGGCCUGCGUGUCCAUUGACCCCAAGAACCGACCCACAGCAUCAGAGGCGCUGUACAAACUCCACACCAUCUUAGCUCGCGGACUUUAG
Messenger RNA from Phytophthora infestans T30-4, 1764 nucleotides. RefSeq names its product protein kinase, putative. Gene Ontology annotation, biological process: protein phosphorylation. The record is from RefSeq and is a predicted model, not a curated record. The transcript has a single exon. The coding region runs from base 1 to 1764 and encodes 587 amino acids. Gene Ontology annotation, molecular function: ATP binding; protein kinase activity. Lineage: Eukaryota; Oomycota; Peronosporomycetes; Peronosporales; Peronosporaceae.